Molecule: messenger RNA, 738 nt
Organism: Rotaria sordida
Lineage: Eukaryota; Metazoa; Rotifera; Eurotatoria; Philodinida; Philodinidae
Source: the annotation of a GenBank genome assembly
AUGGUUAUUUUACCUAUAUUGGCUCAAGCUGCUUAUGUAUUUGAUGCAUUUUAUUACUUAACACAUCAUUCAGAUAAUAAUGGUUAUGAAGGUUUAUGUUCAACAAUUUUAAUUGUUUUUGCAUAUCUUCGUUAUUGUUCACCAAUUGAAAAUCGUAUAUCACUUUUUAUAUAUUAUAUUUUAUUAUGUCUAUUAGGUGAAAUUGGUGGAAUUGUUUAUAUGAUAACAUCUAUUAUAAAAAAUGAUUUGUUUUCUACAAUAGAUUAUGCUUUAUGGAGUUUACUUGAAUUAAUAUUUACAAUAAUGUUAAUUUAUUGUCGAGUUAUAAAGAAAUAUAAAAUAAAUUUUAUUGUUGAAAAUAAACAUUUAUUUCAUUUUAUGUCUCGAUUAGAAAUUAUUUUAGCUAUAUUCUUACCAUUUUUUAUAACAUUAUAUCUAUUUGUUACAACUGUUACAAUAACUGUUGCUACUGAAUGCGUUUAUUUUGCUGUACAAUUACAUAUUUAUGAACAAAUAUCAGCUAUUAGUGAAUUAGUUUCGGCUUGUUUAUGUAAUUUAUUAAUUAUUUUACAAUUUUUUCCAUAUCAUUUUACACCAAUUAAUAUGAUAAAAAUAUCACAAGAAUGUUUUGGAUAUCAACAACAUCUUAAUAUGUAUACGAAAAUUACAAAUGAAAAUCAAUAUACACCUCGAGAGAAAUCAAACAAAAUUGUUACAACUAUUGAUUCAUAUUGUUAA